GCUCGCUCCGCGCUCCUUCUCUCCCGACUUCUGGCAUCUCUCGGGGGUUUGCCGGCAGCCCCGGCGGGUCCCGGCCGCGCUGAGGGUUCGGUCCAUGCUCGGGCUCGGUGCCGGUGCUGCCGGGGAGGGGGCCCGGGGAGCGGCCGGGGCCGGGCACACGGGGCCAAGGGCCGGGGCGAGCCCCGCGCUUCCCGCUGGACAUGCAGAGCACCCCCAACUACCUGUGGAGCACCGAGGACCUCCUGGGCCAGGGGGCCACGGCCUCUGUCUACAAAGCUCGCAACAAGAAAUCAGGGGAGCUGGUAGCCGUGAAGGUCUUUAACAAUGCCAGCUACCUGCGGCCCCACGAGGUCCAGAUGAGAGAGUUCGAGAUGCUGCGGAAGCUGAACCACAAAAACAUUGUCAAAUUAUUUGCCGUGGAGGAGACAGGCAGCAGCAAGCAGAAGGUGCUGGUGAUGGAAUAUUGCUCCAGUGGCAGCCUGCUGAAUGUGCUGGAGGACCCAGCCAAUGCCUUUGGCCUGGCUGAGUCCGAGUUCCUCAUCGUGCUGCAGUGUGUGGUGGCAGGGAUGAACCACCUCCGUGAGAACGGCGUGGUCCACAGGGACAUCAAACCCGGCAACAUCAUGCGGCUGGUGGGGGAGGACGGGCAGAGCAUCUACAAACUGACGGAUUUCGGAGCCGCCCGAGAGCUGGAGGAUGACGAGAAGUUUGUGUCUGUCUAUGGGACAGAGGAGUACCUCCACCCCGACGUGUACGAGCGAGCCGUGCUGCGCAAGCCGCAGCAGAAGGCGUUCGGUGUCACCGUGGACCUGUGGAGCAUCGGUGUCACCUUCUACCACGCUGCCACCGGCAGCCUCCCCUUCGUGCCCUUCGGGGGACCCCGCAGGAACAAGGAGAUCAUGUACAAAAUCACCACGGAGAAACCUCCUGGGGCCAUUGCAGGGAUCCAGAGGCAGGAGAACGGGAACAUCGAGUGGAGCUACGAGCUGCCCGUCACCUGCCGCCUCUCCACGGGGCUGAAGGACCAGCUGAUCCCCGUCUUGGCAAAUAUCCUGGAGGUGGAUCAGGAGAAAUGCUGGGGGUUCGACCAGUUUUUUGCAGGAACCAAUGACAUUUUGCACAGGAUCGUGGUGGACGUGUUCUCCCUGCAGCAGGCGUCCUCCCACCGCAUCUACAUCCACUCCUACAACACUACCGCCAAGUUUUUAGACGCCGUCUUCAAACAGACAAAUAUAGCCCCUCACCAUCAGGAAUAUUUUUUUGAAGGACACCUGUAUGAGCUGGAUCCCAAUCUACAAGCUCAUAAUUUCUGCAGAACCACAGAGAGCAGCCCCCUGACCUUGCUGAGCACCUCUGAGCAGCCCGAGGACGUGCUGGGGGUGCGCUACAGAGACCCGGCGCUGGACUUCCCCAAGCUGGUGCCCAGGGUGGACGUGGUGGCCGACUGCAGCGCAGCCAAGAGCGCCGUGGGUGCCGCUCACCAGACCCUGCGCGUGGGGCAGGCGCUGCGGAGGGGCCGGGAGCUGCUGGCCAGGGGGCUCCAGUGGGUGAUAGGGAACCUGAGAAGCGAGUGCUGCAGGAUUUUGGAGCAGAGGAGAGGGGCUCAGGCCGUGCUGGCCUGCCUGCAGCUCACCCAGGGGAAGACACUCGUGCUGUUCCAGGCCGUUCCUGGGGGCAGCAGGGACCCAGCUGGGGUGGAUGUGCUGGAGACAAGGCUGCAGAGGGUGGACCAGGAGCUCUCCCAGUGCUCCCACAGCGUCUUUGACUUCCAGGGGGCCCUGGAUGGGAUUUUGGCCGAGCUGCUGAAGGACAGGCAGCAAGUGCACGAGGACAAGAGCAUCCAGCAGAUGGAGUGGUGCCUGGAGAAGAUGCAGGGGAUCUACAAGCAGUUCAAGAAGGCCAGGACGUGUCUGAGUGAGUGGUCGGUCACCUGCGAUCUCCAGCUCAACAACAGCAUCAUCGAGCGGUUGGGUGGGGCUGCUCCCACUCCCAGCGUUUGAGGGACACUGUGAAGGUGCAGCUGCUGAAGCAAAACCACUUCCAACCUCGGGGAAUUCGCAGGAGCCGUCGGAUUUCCGUGCCCUGGGAGCUCUCCGUGUGCUACCUCUGUGCUCCAGCACUUUGCACAUCCAUCAGCUCCCAGUGCCCUGAGCCUCUGGAAGUCUGGCCAGAAAAAUUGAGUGGGGUUUUAUCUUUUUCUUGUUAAAAAACGCUUGAAGGACUUGG
Molecule: messenger RNA, 2226 nt
Organism: Parus major (Great Tit)
Lineage: Eukaryota; Metazoa; Chordata; Aves; Passeriformes; Paridae
Gene: IKBKE
Product: inhibitor of nuclear factor kappa B kinase subunit epsilon
Exons: 16
Coding region: 201-2000 (599 amino acids)
Biological process (GO): peptidyl-serine phosphorylation
Cellular component (GO): cytoplasm
Molecular function (GO): ATP binding; protein serine/threonine kinase activity
Source: RefSeq, a predicted model, not a curated record